Molecule: messenger RNA, 951 nt
Organism: Aspergillus pseudoviridinutans
Lineage: Eukaryota; Fungi; Ascomycota; Eurotiomycetes; Eurotiales; Aspergillaceae
Exons: 3
Coding region: 1-951 (316 amino acids)
Source: RefSeq, a predicted model, not a curated record
AUGUCGUUUGGUUGGUCCGCAAGUGAUCUGCUAACAGCGUUGACGGUCCUUAACAAGAUCUGCGGUGCUCUGAAAGACUCCGGUGGAGCCUCGUCGGAUUAUCAAGAAGAAAGUGGCUUCUUGCAUUCGGUGUCUAAAACCUUGGAGACUUUAGACUCUCUGCAAUCCUUGCCUCUCGCCGAGGACGCACUCCAAAAUAUACGACACAUUUGUCAGCAAAUUCAAGGCCCAUUGCUACCUUUUCUAAACAAGGUUAAUCUCGAUUUCGAAACCAGCCUUGGCCGUCAGUCUGUUUCAAAGCAUCAAUUCACUAAAGUCGUCCGAGCCCCGCGAAUGAUUCAGUGGGCGCUAUCUACUUCGAAGCGGGUGCAGCAGCUUAAAAGGAAAAUUGUGGUGCCACUUAUGGCACUUCAGAUUGGGAUGUCCCAGCAAAUUAUUAACGUUGCUCUCCGACUACCAUCCGAUACACAGACGCGGUUGACGCAGGAGAUCAACCAAGCAUUCGAUGAUCGGAUUCGACCUUGGGCUGAAGACGUACAAGCUCGUCUUUCUUCUCUUCUCAAAGGACAGUCAGCGCUGUCCCAGUACAGCGAAGCAACUUUCGAAAAGCUUGUUGAAGCUUGCUUAAAGCUGAACGAUGUGAUGAACGAUGGAAAAGCUGUCGCAGAUUUGCUUGGGCAAUACAUGCAACGUUUGGGCCAUUACGAUAGGACGGAAAUCCAAGGACAUAUCCUUGGAGCUACGACCGGUAUCGAGAAAUCUACGCCCAAUGACUUGGACGUAGCAGUCACACCCCUGUCAUUGAACUUGCGUGACUUGUCCCUUUACUCGGCACCGGUGACUAAGGAUCCGGCUGUACAUGUGGCCAAAACCCUCGCGAAACAGGAUCUAUACAAGGCUGUUAAGUUACUCUUAUACAGCCUUAAAAUACUGGUUCGGGAAUAUCUGUAA